GCCUGACAACCUCACAACAUCAAGACCAACACCGUGACGCCAACAUGCGGUCAUUGGGAACAUUUCUGUCUCGAGCCAUGGCAGAUACGUUCAGGAAGCAUAUGAAGUGACAGGCCGUGGCUCCCAUCCCUUGCUGCUGAAAAUAUAAAUUGUUACUUCUCAGAGAGGCCAGCCAUGAGGUUUGACAUUCCUGUCAAAACAAUGUGGGUGACAUGGUUUGGCUCAAGACUUGGUGCUGCCACCUGUAUUGGUACUCAGCAUGUUGCUUGGAUACUGCACCACCAUUCCAGUAGCUACUGCCUGCCACAUGUUGCUUCCACAGCCUACAGUCGAUUGAGUGAUAGAAAAGUUACUUCUUUCUCUAGAAGUGCAUUUACUUUAUUCACAAACAGGAUUCAUAAAAGACAUUAUGGUAUAGGCACAGAUGGUGAUAGUGACGAUGACAUAAUGAGUGAUUCUGAAUUUGAAAGUAGUGGUUUUUUCAGAAGAAAAAUACAGGAAAAGGAUCAGUUGGAACCAUUGCGUGUUAAUUUAUACCCAGGCUCAAAUGAUGAUAUUAUAAAAAAGAUUAAUGAAGCUAAUAGUGUGCAAGAAGUGUUUGACCAGAUAGAGAGGUGUGGCAACCACCCAAGUGCUGAGCAUCUGAGUCAGGCUAUUGUAACGCUGUGGGAUCUCCAGAAGGUGUAUGGAAGAUAUGGUUAUGAUUGUUUUAUGAUUACCAAAAAUGAAAUUAAUCAAUUUUUAGAAAAAAUUUUGAGUCAUCCCAUGUUUGAAAAGAUAAGUGUGUGUUUGAUGGCAGUUUGUGAAGAUCUGAAUAACAGUGCACUUUCAUCAAUGCUGCUUUAUCUUAGUAAAUUGGGAGUUAGUAACCAGUCACCUGUCAUGCAGAAACUUACAUUAGUUUGCAUGGAGAGGAUGGAUAGCUUCAACCUGACUGCCUUGUCAAGACUUUCUGUUUAUUUACGUGAUCAAGGAAUUAAAGCAUUUUUUAUACAGUCAAAACUGCUUCCUCUGAUAGCAAGUAAACUUGAUGAAUGCUUGGAAGCUGAUGAAUUCUAUUUGAUGAGCAUAUGCUUUAAUAGUACCAAGAGGCUCAUUACAAGGCCACUCCUAGAAAAAUAUCUUGCUUUAGUUCAGAAAAAAAUAAAUGAAGGAUUUUUUGAAACAUGUGAUCCUAGAGUUACAUUGAAAGUAAUAAAGGUGCUUGAUUAUCCAGAGUUUUCAUCACGGCACAAACUUACUCAGCCUCUGAUGUUGUGUCUAGGAGAGAACUUCCACUCACUCUCUAUUGUGCAGGUCAUGGAUCUGAGCAACUACUUCCACAGUAUCCGGGAACCUCUUGACAUAUUCAAGAAGAUAUGUCAGUACUCUGUUAAUAUAAUUUCAGAAGCUAAAAUAUCUGGUGGAAGGCCAGAUAUAUUGUGUUUGGCUCCCUUUACUUCAGUAAAGAUGAGAAAUUACUUUGAAAGGCUGAUAGUUGAACAGUUGGAUGAGAAAGAUUUUCAUGAAUACAUUAUGGUUAUUUUCAAGGCCUUGAGAUAUUUCAAAACAUCUAAUCCUAAACUUUGUGACGCUUUCUGGAUCAAGUCUAUGAAUUCAGUAGAAGAGGAAUUGAAAAACAUUCCUCUCCACUUUUUGGGAAUGAAAGAAAUGACCAGGAGGAAAGUAUACCAGCGGUACAUGUACUUUAACAAUAAUCUUGGCGGCACCUACAGAAAUUUUGCUCUGGAGAGGACCAUGUCAACCCUGCUUAUGGAGGAUUUGGAAACUUGCUGUGGAUUAAUGCCCAACAAAGUUGCCAGUAUGGCAGCAUUCAUCAUUGGUUAUUCCUCCAGAGAAGGAAUACCAGAAUCUGUGUAUGAAAAAGUCAUAAGUUGUGGGCCGCAGUUCUCAAUAUAUGACACCAUGUCUAUAUCUCGUGGGAUACAGAUUUCAUUAGCCCUGAAUCGUAAGAACCUGCAGAGAAAAUUGAUGCAGCAGAUUACAACUAUUUGUCGGAUGUUGGAUGCCAGAACUGAAGAGUUUUUGAAGACAGCAAAAUCAUUAACUGAAAUUAUUAACCUUACAAGAGGCUACCUCAACCGUCGUGGAUCCCCAAGAACUUUCACCUUUGACAGAAUCAUAUCUGCCUUUUCCCCUCACCUUGAUGAACUCAACUCGCGCUUUAUAAAAGAAAUCUGUUUAUGUUUUACCACCACAUUAUACUUGGCUCCAGAGAUUCUUGAAGCCAUGAGCAAAUACAUUUUGAAGAACAAGGAGUAUAUAUUGAUAGAUACAAUGGAGGUGGUACUGACAUGUUUCUACUGCAUUGGCUACAAUUCAGAGAAAGUGGAUCAACUCUUGGCAGUCUGCACAAACACCUUCUUGCAAGAGAAUCACCAUAUGAGGGGCCUGAGUAUCUUACAGAUGUGCUUGGCACUGAACAUGUAUGGUCAUCUUCCCUCUGAAGUCAUUCAGAGUGUCUUCAACCUUAAAUUUAUGGAUCAAUUGGAUGAAGAAAUUGAAAAUUGCUAUUCAAAGGCCACCUAUCCGCUGAGAGUGCGGCACAUGCUCAUGGAGCUGAACCGGGCGGUGUGUCUUGAUCAUCCUCAAGAAAAUAUUCCAUGGUUUCAUGAAAAGUAUUGUGAAGAUUUUCUGGAAACAGUUGCUGUGCCAACUUCUGUAUUCCACAGUGAGGUUCACCAAGCCCUAGCCCAACUAGUUGGAGGACCAGAAGUAGUGCGUGCUAAUGUUCACACUCCAUAUUAUUACCUUUUGGAUUUUGAGUUUGUGUUGGAUGAGAGCAAUAAUCCAGUGCCAGUAAAGGAAUAUGCUCCCUCUAUUCCAAGAAAUUCCAAGAGUCAGAAGAAGGUUGCUGUAGAAAACAAACAUGGACAUAGAAGGGUGGCUGUAAUGCUGCGGAGGGAGAAUCACUAUUGCAUUAACAGUCGCCAGCUGCUGGGCCGACACCAGGUGGAGUGCCGCCACCUGGAGCUGAUGGGCUACACAGUGGUGGAGGUGCCUCACUUCAUCUGGUACUCCAUGGCCCAUGCAACACAGGAAGAUAAAAUGCAAUACCUCAAGGAUCUGAUAUUUCCUGCAAGAUAAUGCUUAAUUGUUGUUCAUUUGUAAAACUACCUCAUUUUAAUUAAACUCAGUAUGUUUGGUAAGUAAGAAAAUAUUAUUAUUAUUAUUAUUAUUAUUAUUAUUAUUAUUAUUAUUAUUAUUAUUAUUAUUAUGACAAAAAAAGUGUAGAAUUGUUCUCAUCACAUUUAGAAUAUUUACUGUAUAUCUUUUCUUUUUUAUGAACACUUGUUAAUUAUGUCUGUAAAUGUGUACAUAUUUUUAUACAGAAUAAUUCUUGUAAUGAGAAUUGUAUAUAAAAUUUUACUUGAAACUUA
Messenger RNA from Portunus trituberculatus (swimming crab), 3380 nucleotides. RefSeq names its product FAST kinase domain-containing protein 1, mitochondrial-like. Gene Ontology annotation, molecular function: RNA binding. Gene Ontology annotation, cellular component: ribonucleoprotein granule; mitochondrial matrix. The coding region runs from base 175 to 3087 and encodes 970 amino acids. The record is from RefSeq and is a predicted model, not a curated record. The transcript has 9 exons. Gene Ontology annotation, biological process: regulation of mitochondrial mRNA stability; mitochondrial RNA processing. Lineage: Eukaryota; Metazoa; Arthropoda; Malacostraca; Decapoda; Portunidae.